CCCUGUCAGGGACUUGCGGGUGGUGGUGCAGGAAGAUGGCGGCCUCCUUGAGACUUGGCUGCCAAGGAAUCGUCAGGUCAUUUGUCGCGGGUCUCGGGGGUCGUAGUCGGGGAGGUGCUUUCAGGCUUCUUCACACGACUGAGAGACAAUGGGGGGCGCCAUCUGUUCAGGUCUUUAUGCCAGCGCUGUCCCCCACCAUGGAGGAAGGAAACAUUGUGAAAUGGCUGAAGAAGGAAGGUGAGAUGGUGAACGCAGGAGAUGCCCUGUGCGAGAUCGAGACCGAUAAGGCCGUGGUCACUAUGGAAUCUAGUGAUGAUGGAGUUCUAGCUAAAAUUAUGAUUCAGGAAGGCAGCAGGAACAUACGACUUGGAUCCUUGAUUGCUCUAAUGGUGGAUGAAGGACAGGACUGGACGCAGGUAGAGAUCCCAAGUGUUCAGACCCCUCCUCCUCCAAGUGCCGCCACCACCGCCACUGCUGAGGUGACCGUAACACCACAGAAGGGCCCGGCCCAGCCCGGAAAACUUGGGGUCCGCAUAAGUCCGGCUGCUCGGCACAUCUUGGACACCCAUGGCUUCGACCCCAAAAUUGUUGUCCCCUGCGGCCCUCGAGGAAUAAUCACAAAAGAGGACGCUCUACGAGUCGUGUCACAGAAGGGUGUGACAGCGGAGACAGCCGUGCAGCCGGCACCAGAGAAGGUAGCAGCAGUCACCCCACAACGGCCUGCGCCUCCAGCAGUCGCCCUCCAUCGCCCAUCAGAACCUCCAAUGUCCAUCCCUGGAACGCCCCCGGCUCCGGGGACGUUUACUGAAAUACCAACCAGCAACAUUCGAAAGGUUAUUGCCAAGAGGUUGACAGAGUCUAAAUCCACCAUCCCUCACGCCUACGCCAACACGGACUGCGACCUCGGAGCGGUUCUCAAACUGAGGAAGGAGCUGGCGAAAGAUAAUAUUAAGGUCUCUGUGAACGAUUUCAUCAUCAAAGCCACGGCCGUCACACUCAAACAAAUGCCCGAGGUAAACGUCACUUGGAACGGCGAGGGGCCACGCCAGUUGGAGUCCAUUGACAUUUCUAUCGCCGUGGCAACUGAACGAGGCCUAAUCACUCCUAUAAUAAAGCAAGCCGGCAGCAAGGGAAUUCAAGAAAUUGCCGACACUGCAAAGACUUUGGCCCAGAAGGCAAGAAAUGGAAAACUGUUACCAGAGGAAUACCAGGGAGGAUCGUUCAGCAUCUCUAACCUUGGCAUGUUUGGGAUCACUGGGUUCAGUGCUGUAAUAAACCCCCCGCAGGCCUGUAUUCUGGCGGUGGGGCGCACCCGGACUGAGUUGGCUUUGGCUGAAGAUGAAGAUGGAAACCCAGAGAUCUCCAAGAAGGAGCUGCUGAAUGUUACCUUGUCCAGCGAUGGACGCCUGAUCAACGAUGACCUGGCUUCCAUGUUCCUGGAACGCUUCCGAACCAACCUGGAAAACCCACUCCACUCUGCCCUGCUGUGAGCGAAUGCCCCAGAACCGCCAUGUAUUCUGGUAGUCUUCCCUCCCGAGUGGUCAGAACUUGUAUAGGACGACGGAUUAAUAAAGACGAUUAACUUAUUAGAAA
Molecule: messenger RNA, 1593 nt
Organism: Bufo gargarizans (Asiatic toad)
Lineage: Eukaryota; Metazoa; Chordata; Amphibia; Anura; Bufonidae
Gene: PDHX
Product: pyruvate dehydrogenase complex component X
Exons: 11
Coding region: 36-1490 (484 amino acids)
Biological process (GO): pyruvate decarboxylation to acetyl-CoA
Cellular component (GO): mitochondrion; pyruvate dehydrogenase complex
Molecular function (GO): acyltransferase activity
Source: RefSeq, a predicted model, not a curated record